GCGCUCCCCACACCCUCUCCAGCCGGCCGGCCACGCAGACAUGCGCCCGCUGCUGCUCUGCGCCUCUCUGCUGGCGCUCUGCGCCGCCCCGGCGCUGGCCCAGGGCCGACGCCGCACCGCCGCCGAGCCAUCCGCGGCCCGGCGCCGGCCCGCCAGCCGCGUGGUGCCCGCGCGGACCACGCCGGCGCCAGAGGUGCCCGAGUUCGAGUCCGAGUGUCCGCUGCGCGACGGGGUGUUCGCCGACGCGUUCCAGUGCGACCGCUACUACGAGUGCCGCGACUACGUGAUCACGGAGAAGCUCUGCCCGGACGGACUGGUGUUCAACGACAUCAGCCCGACGCUGGGUCGCUGCGACCAGGUGUUCUCCGUCAACUGCACGGGCCGCGAGGAGCUGCAGGAGGCGCAGCCGACCGGCGACUGUCCGCGCCAGAACGGCUACUACGCCGAUCCCGACCCGACCAACUGCGGCACCUUCAUCCACUGCGUGGACGGCGUCAGCAACCGGGUCGAGUGUCCGUCGGGCCUGGUGUUCUCCCUGCAGAUGGGCACGUGCCAGUGGCCCGACCAGGCCGGCCGCACCGGCUGCUCGUCGGCAGAGGUGCUGGCGUUCGAGUGUCCGGGCGCCGGCGACCCGCGACUGGCCGGCGUGCCGGCCGACCUGCCGCUGCACCCGCGCUACGCCGACCCGGCCGACUGUCAGUUCUUCUUCUCCUGUCUGGACGGCGUGGUGCCGCGGCGACACGGCUGCGAACAGGGCCGCGUCUUCAACGACGAGACCAAGCAGUGCGACAAGCCGGAGAAUGUGCCCGAGUGCAACUACUAGAGCGGAGACCGGCGCGCCGGUAGGAGACGCCGCACAAAACCAGCUCGGCAGUGCGAAGUGGUUAUCGUCCAAGCCGUGUGUCGUUUGGAAACCGGCGUGGAGACGUCGGUUGACUGAUUAUCCUGUUUGUCUUUGUUGCUCAUUGUGUAAAUGUACGUUGUGUGAAACGUGCAAUACUCGUUAAAAGCAUUGGCGAGUUGGCAUAAUACACAUGCAUAUCAUCAUGA
Messenger RNA from Amphibalanus amphitrite, 1050 nucleotides. RefSeq names its product protein obstructor-E-like. Gene Ontology annotation, molecular function: chitin binding. The transcript has a single exon. The record is from RefSeq and is a predicted model, not a curated record. NCBI's taxonomy places the organism in Eukaryota, Metazoa, Arthropoda, Thecostraca, Balanomorpha, Balanidae. Gene Ontology annotation, cellular component: extracellular region. Bases 41 to 823 code for a protein of 260 amino acids.